UUGCUGAAGCUCAUGAAGCUGAAAGGCAAGAGAGCAUCCAUUAUCAAGACUGAUUAGUCUUUACAAAGACUUCAGGAUCUCUCAUUUUGUUAAUCUUUCUGAACUUUCAGAUUCAUAGUAACUGGUGGCAGUGAUGGAGACAUUAGGAUAUGGGAAAGUCUGGAUGAUGACGAUCCCAAAUCAAUCAAUGUGGGUGAAAAAAUUUAUUCACUGGCUCUCCGGAAUGGAAUGCUUGUUACAACUGUUUCUAACAACAUUGUUCAAGUUCACUCCUUCCCUGAGGGUUUACCAGAUGGUAUUUUAACUCGCUUCACUGCUGAAGUGAACCACGUCGUCUUCAAUACUUCUGCAACCAGUGUUGCUGCUGGUUCCAGUGACUUUAUGGUGAAGAUCAUUGAGACCAAGGACAACAGUCAGCAGAAGACUAUUCGAGGUCAUGAAGGUCCUAUCCUCAGUGUUGCCUUUGAUCCAAAGGAUUUAUUUUUGGCUUCCUCUAGUUGCGAUGGAGCAGUUUGUGUCUGGAAAAUUGCUGAUCAAACACGUGUAGCAAGUUGGCCACUAUUAACUAAAUUCAAUGAGGUGAACCGUGCUACAUCAAUCUGUAGACUUGAGUGGCAACCAAAGAUUGGAAAGCUUCUGGCAGUUCCAGUAGAAAAGGUUGUGAAGCUCUUUGAAAGGGACACCUGGGAAAAUACUGACAAUCUUUCAGAUGAAAGUAUUAUGAUGCCAUUAAAUGUUGUAUCAUGGUCUCCUUGUGGUGGUUAUGUGGCUGCUGGGAGCAUUGAUGGAUCAAUGGUGGUUUGGAACGUACAGACCAGAAAAUGCAUUGAAAGAUUUCAGCAUGAGAAGUCUUAUCGCAUCUGUGCAAUGGCAUGGCAUCCUUCAAAAGAAAGUAUAGCAUAUACAGAUGCUGAAGGAAAUCUGGGUCUUCAUGAAGGGGUUUUGGCAAGUGCUGGUAGCAAGGAACACGCAACUCAUUCAAAUGCUGCCACAUUUGAAGAUUUGUUUGAUGAAGAGGACAAUGACUUGUUAACAAAAGGCAUGAAUCUAUCACCCCCAUCACCUAUGAGGCAGCCAUUAGUGGAUGAUGAUGAUGACGAUGAUGGUGAUGAUGAUAAUGUAAUGGCGAUUGUCAACCGUUCUCGACAUAAUCGAGCUAUUGAAGAUGAUAACUCAAACGAUAUUGGAUCUUCCACCCAAUUAGAAGAAAUGGAUAAUGAUGAUGAUGACGAUGACAAUGCCCGAACUACUGUUGCACAAACUGCACCAACAGUUGUAGGAUACUCUGGACCAGUGCCAACACCACAACAAAAACCUUUUCAACCUUGUUCCACUCCCUCUUAUCUCCAGCAUCGGUUCAUGGUGUGGAAUUCCAUUGGUAUUAUUCGCUGUUACAGUGAUGAGCAAGAUAAUGCUAUAGAUGUAGAAUUCCACGAUACUUCAGUACAUCAUGCAAUACACUUGAGUAAUGUUCUGAAUCACACCAUGGCUGAUUUAUCACAUGAAGCAGUGCUACUAGCGUGUGUAAAAACUGAUGAAGUGCCAAGCACACUCCAGUGUAUUCACUUCAACUCCAGGGAUGCAAACAAAGAAUGGAUGGUGGAUAUGCCAAACAAUGAAAACAUUGAAGCCAUUUGUUUAGGUCAAGGCUGGGCUGCUGUUACGACAAAUGCUCAAAUUGUUCGCAUCUUCAGCAUUGGUGGUGUACAAAAGGAGCUCUUCAGUCUUAUGGGGCCUGUGGUCGCUAUGUCAGGUCAUGGGGAGCAGCUAUUGAUUUCUUAUCAUCGAGGUACUGGUUUUGAUGGAGAUCAGUGCUUGGGGGUGCAAAUAAUGGAAUUAGGAAGAAGGAAACGGCAGAUUCUGCAAGGAACGUCCCUUCCUCUUACCAGGAAGUCUUAUCUGAUGUGGCAGGGCUUCUCUGCUGAAGGUACCCCAGUAUUUGCAGAUUCAGAAGGGAUCGUACAAAUGCUAAACAGAUCUUUAGGGAGCACCUGGAUUCCUAUUUCGAACACCAGGGAUCAUUGCAAAGGCAAAUCUGACUAUUACUGGGUUGUUGGUAUCCAUGAAAACCCUCAGCAGCUCAGAUGUAUUCCAUGUAAAGGCUCUAGAUUUCCACCUACACUUCCACGUCCCACUGUAACAAUUCUACCAUUGAAACUCCCUUAUUGUCAAACUAGUUCAGAAAAAGGACAAAUGGAGGAACAUUACUGGCGAUCAGUGCUAUUUCAUAAUCACUUUGACUAUCUGGCAGAAAAUGGUUAUGAAUUUGAUGAAACUGCAAAACACCAGGCACUAAAGGAACAGCAGGAACUACUAAUGAAGAUGUUUGCUCUGUCGUGCAAGGCAGAACGUGAAUUCCGUUGUGAAGAACUCACUGAAUUUAUGACUCAGAACGUCUUAAAUUUGGCUAUCAAAUAUGCUUCACGUUCAAAACAUCUAACUCUUGCCCAACGCCUUAGCAACCUCGCACAGGAGAAAGCUACAGCAUUAUUGACAGUACAAGAUGAAGAUGACUUUCAAGCUGAUCCAAAGGCGAGCAGCUAUAGAAGAACAGUGACCAAAUGGAGUUCACAUGUGCAACCUCCAGCUCAAAACUCCAUUGAAAAGGAAGAAGGAAGUGAGGAAGAUAUUCAGAAUAAUGCAGAAGGAGAUGGUAACAAUGAAUUGGAUCCUGAGGAAACAGUUCAUGCAAAGAGAAGGUUAAAUCCAUUUAGUAAAAAUCUUGGUCCCGUGGAACAAAUAACUCCAAAAUCAGUAACUCUUACAAACAGUAUGCUUGCACGUGCCAAUCCAUUUAAGGUAAGAAAUGAUCGUACAGUACUUAAACUCUUUGUGAUUAUGAAGUUUUAUCUGUCCUGUGAACUAUUAAUUGUUUACAUGCAUUGGUUUUAGAAGAAAACAAUUUGAUAUCCACAAAGUAAUUUGAUUUAAUGUGUGGCUUUGGUCACACAACUCAAUUUGCCCUUCUCGAAAAUAAAGCAAAAGGACUCUUUUUUUUUUUUUGCUUUUAAAGGAAGCUUCUCCCUAACAGAAAGAGAGAAGAGAAAUAACAAGCUACAGUGAUGUUCAUUACCGAAGCCCAAAUAUUUCAUACUUUGUUUCUCAUUGGAAAUUUAGUAGAAUAAUUUUUCUGUGAACAACCUUCUGCUGAGAACUCUUCCCUUCCCUUUACUUUUCUUUUCUCCAGCAACUUGGUCCUAACAGUAUAGUCUUGGUUUAUAUUCCUAGAGCUAUAUUCCAAGUGGCAUACCUGCUUGUGCAUCCAUGGCUGGGAGCCAUCAGAGGCUCACCUCCCAUUUCUGGAAUCCAUUUACACUUGUUGUUGCCACAGAAAUGCAACCAACAUCAUCAAAGUCCUUUCCCACUCUUGUAAUACCCUCUACCUCUUCCAUCAGGCAGAAAAUACAGAAGCUUGAACACGCACCAACAUCCCAUCAGAUCUUCUCCUCCUCACCCCCAUUGACAUCUAGGCAGUGCAAUGCAGAUCUGAACCAUCUCAUUUGCAAAUCUCUCAAAAUCUAUUUCCUCUUGUUCUUGAUCCUUUUAUUAGUGGGAGCAGUUUCUCUGUGUUUACCCCCACGUGACCUCUCAGCACUUCUCUUCAACCCUCUCUCCAAAAUAAAAAGUUCUAAGCUGUCUGAUUUAUCUUCCUAAAUGGAAUUUUUCAUCCCUGGAACCAUUCUUGUAAAAUCACUCUUGACAUUCCAGUGGGUUCAUAUCCCAUGUGGCACACUACUCCAACUGAGGUUUAACAAGUGUCUUUUAUAAUUAAGCAUAAACUCUUUGCUCCUUAUACUUCGUGCCUAUGUUAAUAUAUCCCAGGGUACUAUAUGCUUUAUUGACUGUUCUCUCCAAUUGUCCUGCCACCUUCAGUGAUAGAGUUAUAGAGGUCUGCAGUUCAGUUAAAGCCCUUUGGCCCAUCGAAUCUGUACCAGCCAAAAACAAUCACAUCUAUUCUAAUUCUGUUUUCCAGCACUUGGCCCAUAACCUGUGUACAUUGGCAUUGCAAAUAUACAUUUAGA
Molecule: messenger RNA, 4022 nt
Organism: Chiloscyllium plagiosum (whitespotted bambooshark)
Lineage: Eukaryota; Metazoa; Chordata; Chondrichthyes; Orectolobiformes; Hemiscylliidae
Source: RefSeq, a predicted model, not a curated record